Molecule: messenger RNA, 1367 nt
Organism: Myzus persicae (green peach aphid)
Lineage: Eukaryota; Metazoa; Arthropoda; Insecta; Hemiptera; Aphididae
Product: ankyrin repeat and MYND domain-containing protein 2-like
Exons: 6
Coding region: 76-1269 (397 amino acids)
Molecular function (GO): protein binding
Source: RefSeq, a predicted model, not a curated record
UGCGCUCGAGUGCUGACGGCCGUUCGUUUUCGAAUUUAUCGAUCGCUUAGCCGGCUUGCCGCCCAGUAGGCGCCAAUGUCGUUUUGUCCGUGUGCCAUUACGUUUUCGGUUCCGCGUCCAAAGACGUUAUGCGAAAUGAAAUUGAGCCACGAGAUAUUUAAGGCUAUAUACUUCAACGAUUUAAAUAGGCUCCAGGAGAUAUUCAUUAACUAUAACCUUUAUACGUGGAACAUACUGGACAAUCAUGGCCUGGCACCGAUACACUACGCGGCGCACCGAGGCAGUUUGGAGAUCGCCAUAUGGCUCUUGGGCGAAGGCUCCAAAGUUAACUAUGGACAAUUUGAACAACAAAAUUCACCGUUGCAUUUGGCCGCAAUUAAUGGCCACAUUGAGGUGUGCAAGCUAUUGUUGAAAUCUGGCGCUAUGAGAAGUGUCACCAACUACCUUGACCGCACCCCGGCUCAAAUGGCCGCUGAUCAUGGCCAUUUUGAAUGUGCAACAUUUAUCAACAACUAUGUGCCCAGAGAAGAAGUUACAUAUUACACAUUACCGGAGUUCACUGGCAGCGAACCAAAGUUGCCACCCGCAUUGGCUGAACUUUUUUACAAAUUUGUUACGAUGACUAAUAUCCAUCCAGUGAAAGUGGUUUUUGAAUUACCUCCUGUUUUUCUGGUUAAUGGUAAUGCAUUAAAGAUUGUCGAAGUGUUGCACUUGAUGAGCAGGCGUAUAUUCAUCAAGAAAGAAGAGCACACGAGUACAAAAGAAAUGCUGUCUUUUAAAUUUCAUUAUCUGGCUACUAUUCUGUUUGAACUUGCUGAACCCAAUGAUAAUACAAGUCAGACAGAUCCCAAGGCUGUGUUUAUACAGAAAAUAUCCAAGAGCAAUAAUUAUUUGGAACAGUUUCUUCAUGAUUGUAUCGUAAAGUUUUCCUUCAAGGAUUCUACACUUUUUAGAAGAAUGGUAUCUUAUAUGACACAAGGAAUGGAUAGCAUGCCACACCUUGAUAUUAUACUAUUGGUGGUUGGAAAUAAAUAUGCUCGGAGUGUGCAAUCAACUAACAUACUGCCCAUAAUAUGUGGUGCAUGCGAAGAAAUUAAUGCUUCAAAAAAAUGUCCUAAAUGCAAGACUGUGCAGUAUUGCAACAGCGAGUGUCUACAUAUUCAUGCAGCUAUGCACAAAAAAAAAUGUAAGCAAAUACGCGAGGACAACAAUGUUUCUAACGAGACUUCAAUUUUAGAUAAGUGCCUAUCUAAACUGAGGAUCAAAUAAAUUGAAACCAAAACAAUUAAAGAAACAACGUAUAGUAGUUAUAUUAUGGUUACUCAUAAAAUAUUAGAUGGUUUAUUGGUUCAGUUACAUAUAAAAUG